CGCACAACUCUUCCGUUCAAUCGCUCAGUGUAACAACGACACUGGUCAGGUAUAGAACGAACUUUGAAACCGAGAACUAGUUACGCGACUUGUGACUGUGAACUUACGAACUCUGUGCUUUGUAGUGAUUGUGUUUUGUUUAACAUUUGUCGCGGAGGACAAGCCGCCGUGUUCCUCUCGUUUGAUCGUGACUACAAAAGCAAUCGUUAGAGGACUCUUCAUAAUCAUAUUAACAAAACACACUUUCAUCUAAUAAAUAAAAAAAUAUAUACAUAUAGAAUGCGCUUGACAAACAUGCACUCGAAUGGACAACAAACCACCUCAUGCUGACAAAUAUAACUCCUAAUCACGAAACGACAGCAAUGGAGCACCGUGUAAUUAUUGUCUUGGCUAUCGCCACCCUCCUAUGUAACUCAACAUCAGCUGAGGGACCGGUAUAUGAUGGCAGUCAGUCAAAACCAGCUAGCCCAUCAUCAGCGGCAGCUGGCAAUUUUCUCACGCAAACCGUAUACGGUUUUCUCGACUUUACCACUACAAUCGGCAACACCGUAAUGGUGUUUUCCCCGAACUCGGCACCGCCUCCAGAACCACCGAAAACGGAGAAACCUGUAAAAGAAAACAUUAUUGAAACUAAACCACCACCACCAUCAGUAACUAGUAUUAAACCUGAAGCCAUUAAACCGAGCAAAAUAGCCGAUAAAGACAAGACAAAGAAACCAGUUCCAUCCGCCGCUAUAUCCAGUGUCGUUUUGGUUGCAUCAUCCCCACCUAAAAACGAUGAUAAAAUUGCUAAUGUACCUAAAUCUACUGCAAAAGAACAAAAACAGAUAAUCACAAAAGUAGAAGUAGUAGCUGGACCAUCUAAAAUAAUAGAAAACCCUAAACAACCCCCAAGUAGUCCAAAGUCAUCAUCACAAAAACCAAGUAAACAGAGCUCUCAACCCAGUAGUAAAAAACAAAAUAAAAGUGAAACUAUUCAAUCUAUUACUAAUUUAGUUAGUAGCAAAGUCGAAGUUAAACAAGGCCCUCCCCCAUCAAUAAUAAAUUCUAAAGUAAGUAGUGUAGUCCAAAUUAAAUCUAGCCAAGCUGAAGAAGAACCUGCCAUUUUAAUUACAAAUAACAAUAUUGGUGAGCCAGAAUACGAUUUCUUAUCCCGACAACCUUCUGAAUUUGUGGAGGAGACAUACAAGGUUAUCAAUAUUCGACCAUCUAAAACACAUGGUCCAAAAUCCAAACCAGGUCUUAAAAAUAGAUUACAUCAACCAACACCUCCUCCAAAUGAUGAAGAACAGCCGCUAGGAUUAGUCACAACUUUAGGAGGUACUAUAGUAAAAGAUGGGCUUACAACUAUUCAUGAAACUAGCGUUAUAGGAACAUACAUAUCUGGUAAAUAUGCCCAAGUACUAAAUAGCAACUCAAAGAUUUUGCCAGCAUCUGGACAUAGAGCCAAAAUAUCACCUACUCCUACUCAUAGAAUUUUGAAAACUGCAGCGCCUGGUUUAUCUAAAAACCACAGAGUUAAUUUGGAACCAACACCUUUCAGUAGUGAUGAUGAUAGUAGCUUUACCAAAACUACACGUAAGCAAACAAAUAAUGGUAGUUCUUAUAAAAAUCGGCACAGAAUUCCUAAUAAUCAGGAUAAUGAUAGUCACGAUAAUUCUCCACCAACACAAAGUAAGAAAUUUAAAAACAGAAAUUCUUCAGUUUCUCAACGGACACAAAGUAAUCGUUUUGGCCGGCCAGCAAAAAGUCCUCAACUGGCUACCGUCUCUGUUUUCAGUGAAACAACAUCAGCAUCAUUUUCUAAUAAAAGAAAGAGUAACCGGCAUUCAGGACAUAAGACAGUAACUCCUUCAAGUAAUGAUAAUCAAUCAAGACGAGGCUUCAAACCACGUGUUCAAGCAACUCCUGUUGAUGUUUCUCCAGCUACUUCUACAAGUAUAUACAAAUUUAAACUAAAUCGUACACCAGGAUCAGGACGUUGGCAAUACAAAACAAGUCCAAAACCGAAAGUAACGAUUCGAAAAAUUAAUGAAGAUGAACAACAAACAACUCCAAUCCCUAACCCAUUGAUUGAUGACCCACAAUCGAACGAUAUUUCUCCUCAAGCGAGAUCAGAUAAUGAUCUGGAAUUAUCGGGAUCACAAAAUGGACCUGGCACACUUUUUGAAAAUGAUACCGAGGAUAAUUCAAUAGAAAAACUACCACCACUUGAAACACUUAAAGUUGAAAUAUCUACUCCCGCUGAUUUUCGAGAUGUUUAUUAUGAAAUAGCCACUAUCAAGUCUCCCUAUACUUUCCAGGUUGGACGUGUCAAAAACACCCGUAUUAUUACAGUUACCUCAACAAUAGAAAAGCGCAUCGAACCUACGGCUAUAAAUUCACAAAGUUCUCUCAACGAACCAUUGACAGAAAACAUAUUAGCAACUGCAUCUCCUUAUGGAAAAGAUCAUAAUUUAGAUUCAAGCAUUGCAACACUGCCCGCUAUUACUUUAACAUCAGAUAUGGAGACCCCACCUUUAGAAACGGUAACUGAAACAUUCAGUACGACACAAAAUAUGCUGAAGACCCACAUUUUACCUGUGGUCAGGGAUGUCAAUAUAACUAGUAGUCUUACAUUUAUACAAACAUAUCAUGUAACAAGAUUUGUAACCGCUACAAAAACCUUGCCCCCAAUGGACUUCUUCCAGUUUAUCCCAAGCAAAACGUUAAAAGAAUUUAAUAGCCGAUUAGACGAAGCUGGCUCGGAAUUACAUUUAGAACUGGACUUUGGCGAUAGUAACGAAGAAGAAGAUGGUGUGCCAAGACGUGUAUUUCCUCCUGACUUGGAUCUAGCAAAUGUCGGCUCCGAUUUUGAUCUUACUGAAGUAGAUAAAUACAGAUUGCCAGAUAAUCACUUAAGGUCAAAGAAAGCGCACGGACAAAACAAAUCUAAUCAAGUAACGGAACCACCUUCUCCAGCAACGCCAGCUUUGACACCAGAACAAGCCCAGCAGCUUGCUCUUCUCAGAUUAUUGAAUCCUGCCGCCGCUGCGCAAAUUCCUAACGUAGUAACAACAUCAAAACCAAUUUUAAAAUAUGAAACUGUUUAUGAGUCACAUGUUAUACCAAUAUUUGAUGGUAAAAAUACAAUUCACAGCACUAUUUCUAGACCGGUGGCUACAGUUACUAAAACAGACUAUGAAAUUGGAACGAGCAGUCUCCCAGCACUUCCCUUGCAGCCUAUUAAUCCGCUGUUCCCACAACAGCAAUUCACAGUAACUUCGACGCCCGUCGUUAUGAACACCGAAGUUACUGCUACGGAUAGUCAAGUUCUAAAACUGACUUUCGGUGCUAAGACAGUAUACACCACACUGUUUACAACCAAAGUUGUGCCGACCAUGUUAACUACGUACGUUACAUCUUCAAUACCAGUGGCGCCGAGUGCCGGAUUCCCAGGAUACUUCCCUGCUCCAUUCGCGCCAUUCCCGUAUGUAGGUUAAAUGAUAGUCUAAAAUAUGUAUGCGGACUGAUUUAAGUUGUAAAAUUAUGAACGCUGUAAAAGUGACAAUAAUAAUUCAAAAGUUUUACGCGAAAAACAACUUUUAACGUGAGUGCGUUAUUGUAGUGCACGUGAUAAACUAUAUAGCGAGUGGGUGAGCUGUAAACAGUGCAAAAGCAGCAGAAUGUUGGGAUUUAUAGUCUUUGUGGGAACAUGAAAACUCUAAACUGUAUUUCUUCUUCUAAAGUUUUGUGAGCUGAGCGCGGAGCGGCGUUGCGUGUUACUAAUACCUCAUGUGAGGCUUUGUAAUGCGAUGACUAAUGGAAAAGUUCAAUACUUAAUAAAUGUAUACACAUACUUGCUAUUCACUUCGUAACCAGUAAACGCUUUGUAAAUAAUGUUAUUUAUAAUAAGUAAUUCGUUGUACAUAUUAUAAUAUGUUAUAUACGUAAUAUGAUACAAAUUGUAGUUACAGCUUAGUAAAAAUGUAGAUAACUGUAAUUUUGUACUAUAAAUUUUGAUACGUUUUACACAAUGUAUUGUUUAAAUAAACGAGAUGUACAUUAUAAUAAGUAAU
Achroia grisella is the source of this 4058-nucleotide messenger RNA. RefSeq lists its product as uncharacterized. The transcript has 9 exons. The record is from RefSeq and is a predicted model, not a curated record. Bases 324 to 3482 code for a protein of 1052 amino acids. NCBI's taxonomy places the organism in Eukaryota, Metazoa, Arthropoda, Insecta, Lepidoptera, Pyralidae.